Molecule: messenger RNA, 1188 nt
Organism: Fusarium vanettenii 77-13-4
Lineage: Eukaryota; Fungi; Ascomycota; Sordariomycetes; Hypocreales; Nectriaceae
Exons: 4
Coding region: 1-1188 (395 amino acids)
Biological process (GO): protein geranylgeranylation
Cellular component (GO): CAAX-protein geranylgeranyltransferase complex
Molecular function (GO): CAAX-protein geranylgeranyltransferase activity
Source: RefSeq, a predicted model, not a curated record
AUGGCAGACUCAUCUGACGCUUCACCACUGCAUAAGCAGAAACACAUCAAGUACUGGCAACGCUGCCACAAAACAUACCUCCCAUCGCCCUACACGGCAUACGACUCAACCCGUCUCACAUUUGCCACCUUUACAAUUUCAGCCCUAGAUCUGCUGGACGCACCCCUGACGCCCUCGGAUCGCGCAGCCAUCCGUCGCUGGGUUCUGAGUCUGCAGCAUCCCGAUGGUGGCUUCUGCGGGAGUUCAACGCACGCUCUACAAGGGCAGGAUGCAUCAAAGGGAACUGCAAACAUUGCGGCUACGUUUUUCGCACUCAUUUUGUUAGGUGUCGCAGCUGAGAACGAGGACGAAGCAAGUGCUGCGUUCAAGGACGUUGAGAGGACGAAACUGCUCAGGUGGUUGAAGGGAUUGCAGAGAGAAGAUGGAAGUUUCGGUCAGAAUAUCUGGGAUGGACAGAUCGUGGGUGGGAGGGAUAUGAGGCACAGUUACCUGGCGAGUUGUAUUCGAUGGAUGCUGAGGGGGGAUGUCAAGGAGGGUGAGGAUGCUUGGGUUGAGGAUGUCAACGUUGAUGAGAUGAUUGCCCAUAUCCGAAGAGGACAGACCUAUGACGGCGGAGUUGCCGAGUCCUCACAGCACGAAUCGCACGACUCAACCUCAGCCCAUCCCCCUGAGAGCGCUCUCAAGCAGGGGAUUCCCAACCGUGAAGGACUCCUUCAGUUCCUCGCCUCCAGGCAGUUCGCCUACCUCGCCAAGGAAGAAGAGGAGGACGAGGUAGAGGAGAAUUUCCUGGAGAGCAAGCUUGGAGAGACCAACUAUGGACAUGUUGGUUUCAAUGGACGGUGGAACAAGAAGGCUGAUACGUGCUAUUGUUGGUGGGUUGGCGGUACACUCGCAAUGCUCGGUAACUCAUCCAUCAUCAACGCCCCUCCCUCCCGGCGUUAUAUCCUCGACAUCACACAGCACCAAAUCGGCGGCUUCUCCAAAGCCGUAGGAGGACCACCUGACAUGUACCACGCAUACCUAGGUCUCGCGGCGUUGUCUACCAUGGGCGAAACUGACCUGAAAGAGUUUGAUGUUGGACUUUGCUGUAGUAUGGAUACGACAAGAAAGAUCCAAAGGGCGAGGGAUGGGUUGGUUGAGAGUGUCAGGGGGGAGAGGAAGGGAUGGGGGGAUGAUGGGUUCUGGUAG